AGGCACGCCAAGGGCAGCCUCCGCGGGGUCCUCGUGGCCAGCCAAGAUGGCGGCCCCCGCGGGGAAGGCUGCGGGAGGGUGGCCGAUCCUGGCGCUGAGCCUGCGGAGUGCUGUCCCGCGGCUUCCAGGGCUAACCCAGGUGAGGUGGAGCCGCUAUGGUCCCGAAUACAAGGAUCCACGGACUGACAAGGAGUAUUACCGUAAGCCGGUGGCAGAGUUGACGGAGGAAGAGAAGUAUGAACAGGAACUCAGGAAGACUCAGCUUAUCAAAGCUGCUCCAGCAGCGAAAACAAGCUCUGUGUUUGAAGACCCCGUGAUCAGUAAAUUCACCAACAUGAUGAUGAAAGGAGGAAACAAAGUACUGGCCAGAUCCCUCAUGAUGCAGACUCUUGAAGCUGUGAAAAGGAAGCAGUUUGAGAAGUACCAUGCUGCUUCUGCAGAGGAACAGGCCACCAUUGAACGCAACCCCUAUGUCAUCUUCCACCAAGCACUGCAAAACUGUGAGCCCGUGAUAGGGCUGGUACCCAUCCUCAGAGGGGGCCAUUUUUAUCAGGUCCCUGUGCCACUUGCUGAUCGGCGUCGUCGCUUCUUGGCCAUGAAGUGGAUGAUUAAGGAGUGCAGGGAGAAGAAGCACCGGCGGAUGCUGAUGCCGGAGAAGUUGUCACACGAGCUGCUGGAGGCUUUUCACAACCAGGGCCCUGUGAUCAAGAGGAAGCAUGACAUGCACAAGAUGGCUGAGGCCAACCGUGCCCUGGCUCACUACCGCUGGUGGUAGAGGCGCUCCACUGCAAGAAAUAAUGGGAGCCACUAUCCCAGUGAAAAUCACCUGCUGGCUAAGUAGUUCCUUUUUAAGGGCAGGCCAGCCUAAGGGUGGAAUAAUGUAUUUAUGCCUGUUAGUCCUUUGUUUGGGGGGCUGGACGUGCCAUUCCUGCUCUAUCUCCUCACAAAGAGGAGACAUCAAUCUGGAUUUCCCCCAGGAACUUAGGGCCUAUCCAGCUUCUCUCUCUCUCAAUUCAGGGUAGAACUUGGAAUGAUAGGAAAGGAAGCAGUUUUAAUAUUAGAAACGAUUUAUUAGAAAAUUCUCGCCCUGAACUGGUGUAGCAUGUGAUAUAGAAACUGCCAUUUACUAAAAUUGACUGGAAAUACA
This is a messenger RNA of Nyctereutes procyonoides (raccoon dog), 1147 nucleotides long. It is a transcript of the gene MRPS7, whose product is annotated as mitochondrial ribosomal protein S7. Gene Ontology annotation, cellular component: ribosome. Bases 47 to 775 code for a protein of 242 amino acids. Lineage: Eukaryota; Metazoa; Chordata; Mammalia; Carnivora; Canidae. Gene Ontology annotation, biological process: ribosomal small subunit assembly; translation. Gene Ontology annotation, molecular function: rRNA binding; mRNA binding; structural constituent of ribosome. The record is from RefSeq and is a predicted model, not a curated record. The transcript is spliced from 5 exons.